CCCCCCCUCCCCCACUUCAUCCGCGUUAUUGGCAGUAACCAGUUUGUUUUGAUCUGAUGUUCAGUCACAUUCAAUCGUUUCGCGAUUUAUGAACAGGAAUAGUUAGGCACCGAAAUUUGAACGACCGUGAAGUGGUUCAUCUUAGACGAUGACCGAUGGACUAUCUAGGCAUACAGUUAUAGACUGACAGAGAGGGAAGAACAAUCGCUAGUCGCCACAAAGAUGGAAAACAAAGACGGAGAUAAUAGUGGCCCAGAGGAUGCCACCCUGGACUCUAGCCAGACUCCUGACCCUCCUACCUCUUGUCCGUACCAAAGCAGCUCAAAAGAUAGUCGCAAUUCAACCAAGGAGGAGCCUCGGCUUCAUACAGAAGGAGUUAGUGAAUACCUCACUCACUAUGAGAGAACAGGCUACACUGAAGAUUCGCUUCGUCAAUUUGUUGUCCUCGAUGACAUUGGAUCGAAAGGAAAGAAGAGGAAACGGGAUAAUGAAGAAGGAGAAGAGGAAGGAGAGGGAGAUGAAGAAGACGAAGACAGUGAGGAUGAAGACGAAGACCAAGAGCAAGAAGAAAGCAAUGACAGCGCUGAUUCUUACUAUGGUGAAACUGACAACUCAGAUGUAUGUGAUGAUGAGAUUGAAAUGAUGCUGGAGGAAGGACUAUCUGACAAGUACAAAGUCAAGAGACAAAAGCUGGCCAAUGGGAGGUACGCCAAAAAACUGGAUCCUGGUCAAUUUGAAAAUCGUCGUAAGUUAGUUUUGGAUGAAAUCUGUACAAACCAUUUUGAGAUGUUGCCGGAAGGUUGGGUGCAAGUGACUCACAAUACGGGUAUUCCAAUUUAUCUUCACAAAACAACUCGAGUUUGUACCACUGCAAUGCCUUACUUCUUAGGUCCAGGAAGUGCUAGAAAACACAAGGUUCCUAUUAGUGCUAUUCCAUGUCUGCAAUAUCGCAAGGCAUUAGAUCAAGAAAAAGGUCUUCAGACGGACAAAGCUGAUGGGGAAGGCAGCCUAAGUCCUAUUGCUGAAGUUGAAACUGAUCCCAACAAGGAAGGUGUUAUCGGUACAAAUGAACAGGAAAUCACCAUUAAGGAUGAGAAGGAUGCUAACAAGGAGAAUAAGGACCAAGAUCAAAAUGCAGAUGGCCCUAGUGCCAACAAAACCAUUGGUGAAUUAGCCUCAGCCAGGAAACCAGGGAACCCAGUAUUGCCUGCUGCACGCAUAGAAACUGCCAAAGAAAAUGCUGAUGCUGUCAACAUGAGUCAUGUAGAAUUACGUGAAUAUUGCCAGAGGCUCUUUAGGUUCAAGACAAUUGAAGUCAUGAGAUUUAAGACAUGGGCAGAACGAAGAAAGUUUGCAAAGGUGAAGAAGAAAGAAAGACAGCUUCAGAGGCCUUCUCUUCCAGAAGGGACCAAAUUGAUUACGUUCCCAAUUAUAGAAGGAGGUGAAGCAGGCUCUGGGGGAAGAACUAAGAAGGAAUGGAUCAUGAACCCAAAUGGUAAAAGCUAUGUUUGCAUACUCCAUGAAUAUGUGCAACAUGCUCUCAAGAAGCAGCCUGUGUAUGAAUUCAAAGAUCUUGAAAAUCCAGCUACUCCCUACUCUGCUACUGUUUCCAUAAAUAAAAUGAAGUAUGGGACAGGAGUAGGUACCAGUAAAAAACAAGCCAAAGCAGAAGCAGCCAAAAUGACUCUAGAAAUUCUAAUUCCUGAAAUGCGUCAGAAAAUUGAAAAUGACAGCUACAAAGGAGGAAGAGGGCCAGGGCGUGUCCAGCACUCUGAUCUUUCAUUUUUUGAUGACAUCAAAAUUGAAGAUCCCCGAGUACCAGAAUUUUGUGCCAAAACCACAGAGCCAUCGCCAUAUGCAAUAUUGCUGACGUGUUUGAAAAGAAAUUUUGGAUUGAGUGACAUAGAUAUCAAAUAUCAAGUUAAUACCCUCAGGCAUCAAAAGAAUGAAUUCAAAAUGUCUGUUGGCAACCAUUCUGCAACUGUGAUUUGUAAAAACAAACGUGAAGGGAAGCAGCGGGCAUCUCAGUCCAUACUCCAGGCGAUGCAUCCUCAUAUCAACAACUGGGGAUCUCUGCUUCGUUUGUAUGGUAGUCGCUCAGUUAAAACACCCCGAGAAAAGAAAAUUGAGGAGCAGGAAAUCACCACACUCCAGAAUAGAGCUGCAGCGAACCAACCUAACUGGGCUAUCUUGGAAAAGCUAAAGGAUGCCAUGUUGAAGCUGGAGGAAUCUCGAGCUGCUGUCAAACCAAUUGGUGAUUUUGUACCACCUGAUGAUAUAGAGUUACCUUCUACCUCUGCCUCCAACUUAAAUAACAUUGAGUUAUAAUUUGUCUUGUAUUGAGUGAGAUGUUGUUACACUAUGAUGACUGUUUCCAAUAGUAUUUUUCUGCCACACAGCCACUUUUUCUGAAAAUGAAAAUAUUAGCCUUAAUAAGCAAUCUGUGAUUCACUUAUGUUCGUUUAAAAUUUCAUUAUUUGACCCUGUAAAUUAUAGUGUGGGGUGUCUCAUAUUGGCACUUUUUCUUGUGCUUGUGUCUGUAAACAAUAUUUUAAAUGUGACUUUUUUUUUCUUCAUUCCUUUUUUUUUUCAAGUAUUUUAGAACCUUGUGACAAAUCUCUUGUGGAAUUGUUAAUGUCAAUAAAUGCUUUUUUUCUUAAA
Messenger RNA from Thrips palmi, 2661 nucleotides. RefSeq names its product microprocessor complex subunit DGCR8 (gene pasha). The coding region runs from base 223 to 2328 and encodes 701 amino acids. The transcript has 12 exons. Gene Ontology annotation, cellular component: microprocessor complex. Gene Ontology annotation, molecular function: identical protein binding; heme binding; primary miRNA binding. The record is from RefSeq and is a predicted model, not a curated record. Lineage: Eukaryota; Metazoa; Arthropoda; Insecta; Thysanoptera; Thripidae. Gene Ontology annotation, biological process: primary miRNA processing.